This is a messenger RNA of Rhipicephalus microplus (southern cattle tick), 823 nucleotides long. It is a transcript of the gene MED18, whose product is annotated as mediator complex subunit 18. Gene Ontology annotation, biological process: termination of RNA polymerase II transcription; regulation of transcription by RNA polymerase II. Gene Ontology annotation, molecular function: transcription coregulator activity. NCBI's taxonomy places the organism in Eukaryota, Metazoa, Arthropoda, Arachnida, Ixodida, Ixodidae. The record is from RefSeq and is a predicted model, not a curated record. Gene Ontology annotation, cellular component: mediator complex; core mediator complex.
GUUGUCUGAUUGAUGCACGGAGGAAGGAACGUGGAUUGAUGCCCGAUUGAAGUGGGCAGAAAAAAAAAAGUGCGCAGCGAGAGUCGUUUAACUUCCUAAAUAUGGAAAGCACGCCACCGACUGUUCGACGUGGCCUUGUGCCUCUUCAAGAGUACCUGUUGCAGGGUAGCAUUAUGGACGGCGCCUGCGAAGUGCUUCUCCACAGGCUUCGAGGACUCUGUGACAACUCGGAUUCGCCGAUCGAAUCGUUUCACGACUACGAAAUGGUCUUUCAGAUAAGAGGUCCUACGGGAACACCACUGUCCGUGAGAGCAAGACAGUCACUCGAUAGUCCCCAGAUGCCAUGGCACCUUCGCUACCUGGGGCAACCAGAAGUUGGCGACAAAAGCAGGCACACCGUUGUGAGAAGCUGUAUAGAUGUCAGUACAUCUAACAACGUUGUGAGCUUUCUCAAUGAGAUGGGCUUCCGGUUAGAUUUUGAAUUUGUACUGAAAGGGCAUAUGUUCCAGAAAGGACGCAUGAAGGUCAUCGUCGCCAAGGUUUUCCGGCUUGUUCAGCAAGGAAACCCCGAGAGCAUUGAGCCGGUCUCGAAUUCCCACAUCAUUGAGCUAAGUGUUAUAGCCCCUGCAGGGCAGGAGUCAUUGGGCGACGAGAUGAAGGCCUUUGCAGAACAGCUGAAACCACUUGUGGAGCUUGAGAAGAUUGACCACACCAGACUUCAGCAUAUUUAAUCUUGGUGAUGACCGAGGCCCGCAACCAUUUUCAUUACCCUGUACAUAAACUUUCAUGCGCAUAAUAAACUCUUUUUUACAUUGUUUGCUGA